UCUGCCGCGUAGAGUUGAUGAGAGCUAUUUCUGUGAAGGAGCAGAGCCAGCAUUUCCAUGUUGUGCAAGUUGUUAGAACUUAACAGAUAUGAAAUCAUUCACUUCUCUAGAGUUGCCAUUGUUGACUGUCGACCCUCUUCACCUUUUUAAUUCAAAAUAUUGUGAUGAGAGAGAGAUCUAGCUCUUUGGCUCUUACUUCUUUCCAUCGGGUCAUCGUCGGUGUCAACCCCCUCUUUUUAGUUUUUCAUUGAUUUCUCAUGACAGGAGUCUUAAUCAUCUUUAAUAAGUGACAGGUAUAAAAUAAACGAAGGGCUCUAAGGCUAAGGCAAAGGCAGGCACUGCAUGUGCUCUUGUUUUUCAGCUUUCAGCUUCUUCUCUUUGCCAGUGACCAACUGCCCAUACCCUGGAUUAGAGGACACACACACACGCACACACACAUCAUGUCAUCUCUUUCAGCGCGAACGGGCAGACACAAACAACGUUACCAAGAUCAACUCAGGCUCGUAGCAGGGUGCAUUCCUUAUAAACUUGACAAGAACGUUGAGGAUAAAAACUGUAGGGUGGAGGACAGUGUACGUGUCCUCAUGAUUUCAACACCAAAUCGUAAAGAUCUUGUAUUUCCAAAGGGUGGGUGGGAAGACGAUGAGACUCUUGAUCAAGCUGCUUGUCGAGAGGCCUUGGAGGAAGCAGGAGUUACAGGACUACUUGGUGAAAAUCCACUAGGAGUUUGGGAGUUUCGAAGCAAGAGCAGCCAGAAUAGUAGCAGUUUGGUAGGAGGCUGUAAAGGCUAUAUGUUUGCACUGGAGGUAACCGACGAGCUUGACCACUGGCCAGGACAGGCUAGUUACAGUAGAAAAUGGCUUACCACAGAGGAAGCUUUCAAAUUCUGCCGUUAUGACUGGAUGAGAGAAGCUCUUAAAAAAUUUCAGGCAGGCCUCUCCAAGGACAACACUGUACACGUUAAAGAGGAAGAGCCGGCAGAGAGUCAAAUGGUGUCAUCAGGUUACUUUGUAAAGCCACCUGGUGUCCAGCACCUUGAAGAAUCCUCUACCAAGCCUUGUUUAUUGACAAUCUAUAAUCAGUUGUUAAAGCUGUAGCUCAUAUUCCGAUUCUGUAAAAAGCUUGGACCAUUGUACAGCUCUCCAAUUAAUUUAAUGGAUAAAUCUCUGAUUCUUUUCUAGAGAAAAUCCUAGUAUUACUUGUGGUGGUGGUGCUACUCAUUCAAUCUUUUGUUAUUUUUUCAAUUCACUUCUUUCAAUGUAUCAAAAGAAAAGCGAAUUUCUAUUGAAUUCCACACUGUAAUAGAAAGCCAUAGUGUAAAGAUUCCUUUCUUCUUGUGAAGAAAAUUUCAAAUA
Messenger RNA from Hevea brasiliensis (rubber tree), 1355 nucleotides. Its product is annotated as nudix hydrolase 12, mitochondrial. Gene Ontology annotation, molecular function: pyrophosphatase activity. The coding region runs from base 441 to 1097 and encodes 218 amino acids. The transcript has 5 exons. NCBI's taxonomy places the organism in Eukaryota, Viridiplantae, Streptophyta, Magnoliopsida, Malpighiales, Euphorbiaceae. Gene Ontology annotation, cellular component: nucleus; cytoplasm. The record is from RefSeq and is a predicted model, not a curated record.